AUGCACUCCAUACAACCAACUUUCACGAGUAUUAACAGUAUAAGUGAAGAAUUUACUGAGGAUCAGGUUAUGCAUAUUCUACAUUCUUAUGACUGCUGGCGCAAAAAAAGUAAUUCUCCAUUCUUUGUCCUUAAAAUGGAUCCAUCAAUAAAUGUUAGCUCUUUGUCAGAUUUUGAACUGGCUUCUUCUGUGUAUGUUGGUAUAUGUGAUUCUUCUGUCAAUCCAAUGUUCCCUUGCUGGUUCCUGCGCAAUCUGUUGUACUCACUCUCCGCUACUAUUAUCCAGACGGAAAAUUCUAUUAAAAUAUUGUGUCUGAGAGACCGUUUCGCUUCAGGACAAAGACAUUGGGAACAUAGUAUCGUAAUUCAUGCUAACUUACAAUCGACUAGUUCAAACUUCAACCAAUAUGUUGGUUGGGAGAAAUGGAAAUGUCAACUGAAGCCACGUGUUGUUGACCUCAGUACAAGUAUGGACCCGGUUAAACUAGCCGAUUCAGCAGUGGACUUAAAUUUGAAACUAAUGAAGUGGAGACUUAUGCCAGAUUUAAAACUUUCACGUUUCCGUGAAACGAAGUGUUUGCUCAUUGGUGCAGGUACUCUGGGUUGCAAUGUUGCUCGCCAGCUCUUGGCUUGGGGAGUUCGCCACAUUACACUGGUUGACAACGGCACAGUUUCAUUUUCCAACCCUGUACGACAAUCUUUGUAUGUUUUCGCUAACUCUGUGGAUGCUAGUAGAAACAAAGCUAUAACUGCUGCCCAAGCACUUAAGGCAAUUUUUCCGGGUGUAGAAGCCCGUGGAUACGAUAUCUGCAUACCCAUGCCAGGACAUCCUGUAUCUUCGUACCUUUCAUCUGAUGAUUCUGAGCUGACUCCGUCAGAAAAGUCCGCAAGUAUUUGUCGCAAAUUAGACGACUUGGUCGGUGCACAUGAUGUUCUAUUCUUGUUAACAGAUACCAGGGAAUCUCGCUGGUUACCUACAGUUUUAGCGAAUGUUCACGGGAAACUUGUUAUUAACGCUGCUUUGGGUUUUGAUACGUAUUUGGUCAUGCGUCAUGGGGUCCGCAGUCCACCUAUGUCACCAUGUUCAGGAGAUAUGAAGGAUCUAAAUUCACAUAUCGCUUCUUCAAACACGAAUGAUGCAGAUAUCCGAAACAAGUGUUCUGUGUCAGAAACAAAAGCCAUACCUGGCUCGCUUUUGGGUUGUUAUUUCUGUAAUGAUGUAGUUGGACCUAUGAAUUCAACGCGUAAUCGUAGCUUGGAUCAACAGUGUACUGUUACCCGACCGGGAGUAUCUAUGGUUGCUGCUGCUCUUGCUGUAGAACUAAUGGUCAGCGUACUUCAACAUCCUCUUAUGUAUAAUGCUCCAGCGGACACAUUAUCUCAAUCCUAUGACACAGAUACGGACAGAACAUCUCUUGGUCUUAUACCUCAUCAAAUAAGAGGUUUUCUUUCCCAUUAUACUCAGGUUUUACCUGCUACGUUAGCAUUUAGUAAGUGCUCAGCUUGCUCCCAGCCUGUACUGGAUGCCUACAUGACAAAUAAAUAUGAUUUCCUACAAAAUGUUUUCAAUGAUGCGUCUUAUCUGGAACGUGUAUGUGGUCUACGUGAGCUUCAUGAUGAGACUAACACAGAAUCAAUUUUAAUGUUGAGUGAUGCCGAUGACUAA
Messenger RNA from Trichobilharzia regenti, 1665 nucleotides. Lineage: Eukaryota; Metazoa; Platyhelminthes; Trematoda; Strigeidida; Schistosomatidae. The record is from the annotation of a GenBank genome assembly.